AUGCACCAACCACGCCUAGCAGACCUCUUCGAAGAGUUCACUCGCCCGCACACAUCAACCGCCGCCAGCAACUCCCAAGCUCUCAAUCAACCAACCCAAGGCUCCAACGCCAUAACCUACGGCGCGUCCUCACCCGCGUCAAUCCCAUCUUUCCUCCCCAUUGAAGACAUCUACGUCGCUCCACAGUACCAGCCGCCGAACCCGGAAGACGAGGACGACGUCGUGCCGGAUCAGCAUGCUGCAUUUGGGAUCACGCGCGCGAUGGACCGGCGCAGGGAUGCUGUUUGGAGGGAUCUCGGUCUCGAGGCGCUGGUGAGUGGACAGGGACAUGGUGGGAGUGCUAUGGCUGUGGGGCCUAGUGUUGGGGCUGGAUCGGGCCCUGGGGCGACGCUUCGAGGGAGUGCCGGGGAGCGGCUUCAGCGGCGGCGCCGGCUGUUAGGGUUAAGAGUGCUGGGAGGAAGAUGGGUGGGAGGAGGGUUGUUUGUUUGCGGUGAGAUCGAUUGUUCUGAGUUUAAGGGUGGCAUUGGGUGA
This is a messenger RNA of Penicillium maclennaniae, 531 nucleotides long. RefSeq lists its product as uncharacterized. The record is from RefSeq and is a predicted model, not a curated record. NCBI's taxonomy places the organism in Eukaryota, Fungi, Ascomycota, Eurotiomycetes, Eurotiales, Aspergillaceae. The transcript has a single exon. Gene Ontology annotation, biological process: positive regulation of mitotic metaphase/anaphase transition. Gene Ontology annotation, cellular component: anaphase-promoting complex. Bases 1 to 531 code for a protein of 176 amino acids.